CACGGUUCGCAUAGGUUAAACUGUAGCAAGGUUUUGAAUUUCUUAGGGUACGCGUCCACAGAGGCGUCCCCUAUAGCACGCGAAGAAGGAAGAAGAAAUGGAAGAAAUGCUGGUGGGCAUUAUAAUUCGUACGCCUGACAGUACGUGUUAAUGUUAACGUAUGAUGAAGCGCAGACAAAGAACCCUGUGGGAUAUUUGGGCUGAUUCCCCUGACGGCAGCAUAACCAUAAGAGUAUCAAGCCCAAAGUUGAAGAAACAACCGCCGAACGAGAAAUGGCGACCAAGACUUUCCACGACCGCUCUCCACGAAACACUAUCAUCCUAUACUCCACAGCACGAGUCGGAGCACACAACAUGCCAUAAAUGGAGAUGUGUAACAAUCUGCGUGGCGGCUCUCGUCACUGUUUGCGUUAUUCUAGGCUCCUUCAUUCUUCUGCACAUCGGCCAUUCAGCCAGAAGAGACGAAUAUUCAAUCUGCCGAACGCGCCCUUGCACACUUUAUGCCACCUUGCUAAACAGAUCCAUCGACAUGGACCAAGACCCUUGCAACAACUUCUACAGCUACGUCUGCAACGGGUGGGACCGCAAAGAACAAGAGUCUGUCUACUGGACCCACUUGAUCGCCUACAGUACCCUACUGGCUGAUAAUCUUUACAUAAGGGUCCAUCCCCACAACCAGAGCGCCGUCGAGAAAGCCAUCAAAUUCUAUCUGUCCUGUCGAAGGGCAAGCGCUGGUAACCCAGGAGAGAUAGAGGAGUUCCGAAAGCUGUGGGAGCACUGUGGAAUUUAUUGGCCGAAAGCGACGGAAAAUGCGAACCUAUUUAAGACGCUGGUUCUCCUCUACGACACCUUCCAACAGGAGAACAUCUUAAAUUUCAGGGCCCCUCGAUUUGAAGACGACUCCUUGUACAUAUUUCUAGGCGAUCAACUCUUAGGUCUGUACCGCAUAAGCGCCCACAUCAAGAAUGCAUCGGGUUACCAGGACUAUUACGAAAGUAUACAGAGAAUACUGAAGCCUCGCGGCACCAAGGAAAGCGAGUUACUGCCGUACAAAGAGUUGGUCGAAAUUGAAAGUGCUAUUCAAAAUGGUUUGCUAUUCACGCAGUAUAACACCACAAGUUUCACCACGAACCUUAGCCAAAUUUCAGAACUUACACCGAACAUAAGAGCAAACCGAUGGCUGGAAGCAUUGACGUUACUUCACCUUCCAGAGAAUACAUCUAUCUCCAUCCAGAAUGAGGGCUACAUAAGAGCGUUCGACAGCAUUUUCAGACUAAUUAGCGAAAAGGAACUUCACCGUUACGUCGGCUGGGUUAACAUCCAACAGAUGGCGCCCUUCAUCAACCGCGAUCUCCUUUUGGCUGCCAGCGGAGUGACGUCACACCCUUCCGAAUUCGCCUUGGGUUCUUGCCUAUACCGCACAGAGGUGUUCAUGGGAUGGGCCAUGUAUGCCAACACGGCCGCGGUCACAUUCACCCCAGUGGCCAUAGAGGACCUCCACAGCUCCAUAAAGAACAUUGCCGAUGCUACCAUGGAACAGGUGAAGCUUCCCUGGCUGCCCCUGAAAAGAGCUCUGAUAAAAUCUGAACUUAAGAAGUGGCGCUUCGACCUCAUGAAGUAUCCUGAUAGAUCACCGACGAGCCUCGAUGCCAUCUUCGCGAACAUGUCCGACAUGGGAGACAGUCUUAUGGAGAACUGGAAUGAAGCAGUAAAAGGAUUAGCUGGUACGAACCAGACGGCCCUGGCUUUGAACCGUGCUCCCUUUGUUCUCCAGGUGAUCAAGAACAGGUAUUUCGACUUGUAUAAUGAAGCAGAAGGAACGUACAGAUUACCACCGACGGCUGCAGUAAUGCCACUGUACGAGUAUGGUAUCAGUGAAGCUGUCAAGUACGGAGGGUUGGGCUUAUUGCUCGCCCAGGGUGCACUCGCAAUUGUGCGAUAUCACGCUAACGUUACUUCGGGCUGUUUCGAAAAGUCUUUGGAAGGCAGCCUUUGGAAGGACAAGAACAUUAGGAAUAGGGCCAUUUCGUUGAGCAUUGCUUGGGUAGCAUUUUCUAGGCGUUCGUCCGGUGAAGUACGACUUCAAUUUCUGCGAACAUUGACGGACAAGCAGAUGUUCUUCGUAGCCACCUGUUACCUUCUCUGUGGUCAACAAGAACGAAAAUACUACGUACGAAUGUGCAAUGAGCCCCUCAAGCAUAAUUCCAAGUUUGCAGAAGCCUUUCAGUGCUCUGACGACAGUCCUAUGAAUCAAGGGAAGAAGUGUGAGCUCCUCACGACGUGAAUAUGUUGACCAUACGAUUUUGCACUGGUGGUGUGAUAGAUUGCGAUGGUGGUAGAGCAUUGCCUUUUCUGAUAGUCUAGAUAUAUGAAGUACCUAAUA
Ornithodoros turicata is the source of this 2383-nucleotide messenger RNA. Its product is annotated as endothelin-converting enzyme 2-like. NCBI's taxonomy places the organism in Eukaryota, Metazoa, Arthropoda, Arachnida, Ixodida, Argasidae. The transcript has 2 exons. Gene Ontology annotation, molecular function: metalloendopeptidase activity. Bases 161 to 2284 code for a protein of 707 amino acids. The record is from RefSeq and is a predicted model, not a curated record. Gene Ontology annotation, biological process: protein processing. Gene Ontology annotation, cellular component: plasma membrane.